Molecule: messenger RNA, 1974 nt
Organism: Lachancea thermotolerans CBS 6340
Lineage: Eukaryota; Fungi; Ascomycota; Saccharomycetes; Saccharomycetales; Saccharomycetaceae
Gene: PUF6
Product: pumilio-family RNA binding domain-containing protein
Exons: 1
Coding region: 1-1974 (657 amino acids)
Biological process (GO): regulation of translation
Cellular component (GO): nucleolus
Molecular function (GO): mRNA binding
Source: RefSeq, a predicted model, not a curated record
AUGGCGCCCGUUAUCUCAAAGAAAUCAGGGAAAAAGCAUUCGCUGAAUGCAAAGGACCAGAAAACAGCCAAGAAGGCCAAGUUGUCUUCGAAGGUCCCCGAAGACGAGGGUGUUAGCGGGUCCUCAUCUGAAGAGGAGGACGACCUUGACGAAGUGCUUUCGAGCGGCGAAUCCGACAAAGAUGAACUAGACGAGUCUUCAAGCGAAGGGGAGCAAGAAGAUGGCUCAGAAGGCUCAGAGGAUGAGUCGGAGGGCUCUUCAGAAGCUAAAGGCGAAGAUGAUUCUAAGGGCGGUGUUAGCCAGCACGCAGAACAAAGAAAACUGCUCAAAGAGCGUAAGCUGCAGAGGAAGUCAGGAACUCAGGUCCAGCAAAUAAAGUCACUCUGGGAAAGGUUGCGUGUAAAGAAUCCUCCAAUGCCCAAGGAAGUUCGCGAAAAGUUGUCGAAUGAAAUAUGGGAGCUCUCUAAGGAUUGUAUCAGCGACCUUGUGAUGAAGCAUGAUGCCUCGCGUGUAGUGCAGACUCUCGUCAAGUAUUCUUCUAAAGCGCGCCGUGACCAGAUUGUUGCUGCGCUAAAGGGCCAAUACUACGUCCUUGCCACCUCGUCUUAUGGUAAGUACUUGUUGGUUAAGCUACUGCACUACGGCUCUAAGCAGUCCAGACAGCUAAUCAUUGAUGAGCUGCACGGCUCCUUAAGAAAGCUUAUGAGACAUCGUGAAGGUGCUUACGUGGUGGAAGACCUUUACGUGUUAUACGCCUCGCACGAACAAAAGCAGCAGAUGCUAAGAGAGUUCUGGGGGUCCGAGUAUGCAGUUUUCAGGGACGCUCACAAGAACCAAACUCUAGAACAAGUCUGCGAAAGCAGCGCCGAAAAAAAGACUAUCAUAGCGAGAAACUUAAUUGGUACUAUCUCCGCGUCUGUCGAGAAGGGCUCCACUGGGUUCCAGAUUUUGCAUGCCGCCAUGAGAGACUAUGUCAAGAUUGCAGGGGAAAAAGAGACCUCUGAGUUCAUCGAGCUCCUGGACGAAAAGUACGCUGAGUUGGUCCAUACUCCCGAAGGUGCCGAUGUCGCUUGUACGCUAUUAGCUAAAGCCACCGCGAAGGAGAGAAAGAUGAUCAUCAAGAAUUUGAAGGACCACGCCGACAAAUUGAUCAGAAAUGAGCACGGCAACUUGGUGUUCAUCACCGCUCUCAUGUGUGUUGAUGACACAGUUUUGAUGUUUAAGUCCUUUGGCCCAAGUGUAAAGGAGAUGCUCCAAAGCUUCGUCGUGGACAAAUAUGGAAGAAGACCAUUCCUUUACAUUUUGUUGGGUCUAGAUGGCAAGUACUUCUCUCCUAUUGUUAAAAAAGAUUUGAACCGGUACAUCGAAUACUCUAAAGCGACUUCUAAGAAGCCUUUCGAGCAAAGAAGGAAAGAACUCUUGAACAAGUUUGCUCCAAUGUACUUGAGCACGAUUUCUAAAUACUACGACAUGAUCCUCUCUGACAACUUAGGAUCUCAGUUUGUCAGUGAAGUUCUAGUCAACGAUGAGUUCUACGACCAGCUGAGUGACAAGGAAAAGGAAAAGCACCGCGAAAUUGUUAACACUGUUUCUACUUACUUCAAAGGCGAUGUUUCUGAAGAGUCCCAUCCAAUUCAUAAGCCGUUUUCUGUAAGGCUGCUGAAGUCGUUAAUCCAAGGUGGUAAAUGGAACGCAAAGGAGAAGAAAGUUGAGCCAUUGCACAGUGUCCUAGGCUUAGGAACUGAGUUUGCUCAGCAAUUCUACGAGGACAUAAUUGAUGAAACCAACCUGCUGGACUGGAUCAAUAAUGCGGACAGUUCUUUCACCAUUGUGGCAAUCUACGAAUCAUUAUCAAAAACUGAAAACAAAAAGUUCUUCAAAGACCUGAAGAAGGUUUCUAAGAAGAUUAACAAGGAUGACGAGUCUAACAAGGGCGCUCGGCUGCUUUUGAAACUCAUGAACAACAAAGCCUAA